This is a messenger RNA of Folsomia candida, 2094 nucleotides long. RefSeq lists its product as uncharacterized. The coding region runs from base 1 to 1518 and encodes 505 amino acids. The record is from RefSeq and is a predicted model, not a curated record. The transcript is spliced from 6 exons. NCBI's taxonomy places the organism in Eukaryota, Metazoa, Arthropoda, Collembola, Entomobryomorpha, Isotomidae.
AUGCCCCUGCACUCGGAUGUCAGGGAUGUGCAAGCUAUCGCCAAUAUCGUGAAAUGCUUCCCAUCCGUGACUGAGUUUGAAAUGAUAUUGAAAUGUCUUACCAAUAAUUUCGAACUGUUAAGAGAAAUGUUAAACUCUUUUCGUGAUUGGAGGUUGGCGAAGGGUAAGAUCGUAAUUUACGGGGUUGUGUGUUUGGAUGCUUUGACGGCUGUGCUGGAAGGGCUGGCGGGUUGGCGAGGUUUGCAAAAUACGGUCCUUCAUUUUAAGGGGGGCUUCAAGCUCGUCUUAUCCGACCGAGUGCGAGAUGCAUUCAUUUUAUGCGGAUCCAUUCGACAUAUUGACAUGUAUUUUGGACAAUAUUUUCUCCCAUCUGGAUUUCACCACCUUGAAGAACUCCGUCCGACCGUGUGCCUCGUUUGGGCCGAUAUCAGCGCCCUUCAUCUCGGGCGGCUGGCUUGCCUAAACUUUGCCCACCUUCCGAAAGGCAUGAGCUCAUUCAACGCCAAACUGGCCGGGAACGUUUGCCUCCCUUUAAUGAAGCAUUCGAGGGAAAACACCCUUUGCCGUGGAUUACAAAAUUGUGUGUGCAAACUCGACAAGGAUUUCAGGAAUCUUGCAAUGCCUGAAAUAUCGAAAUUCUUGACCCAACUUGCAAUUGAAAUUGACGUUAAAUAUCUACCCAAGAAGGGAAAAUUCUGGAGCAAUUUCCACUUCCGGAACCGCUUGGACAUUAUAGUUGAGAAAUGGGGGGGAAAUGACGAGGUCCUCCGAGCGCCACAGUUUCGAGCCCUGACGAAUCUGAGGAAGUUCAGCUCUAAAAGUUAUCACAGAAACGUAAAUGAUUGUGAAGUUCAGAACGGUGCAAAUAUCAUUCUCCAGGAGCUUCUAAACUCUGCCAUCAACCUGGAAGAAAUCGACAUAAACGCAGAUUUCUGCCCAAAUUUGAGCCCAUGUAAAAAGCUAAGGAUUUUGAUUUACGAAAGUAUCUGGAAGCCCAGCAUUAGUGUUGAUGGUCUCGCAAUUUACCGGAUGUUGGAGGCCUGUUCAAACUCCUUAGUUCAAUUGACCUUGAGUGGUCACUAUAAACCUAAUAACCUCGCACAGAUUCCCAAAUAUUCCGCCCCGAACCUCACCCACCUUAUUCUCAAUGGCAACAACGUGAACCGUUUUCUUGGCUGUCCGGACGUUGCUCAUCUCCCAAAACUGGCCCAUUUGAAGAUCUGCGCGGUACGAGAGGAUCUUGUUUGGAAAAUGUUUCAAAACUGCAGCCCGUCCCAUGAAGGAAUAACUUCGUUCGAUAUAAAAUGCCACCACUCUGAUGUCGAGGACGUGCAAGGUGCCGCCAAAAUCGUGAAGCUUUUCCCCUCCGUGACCGAGUUUAAAAUGACACUGAUAAGUAGUCUCAGCAAUUUUGAACGUCUGAGGGAAAUGCUAAACUCUUUUCGUGACUGGAGCUUGGCAAAGGGUGAGGUCGAAAUUUACGUGUAUUGGUUCCCGAGUGUCUAUCGGCCGUGUUAGAAGGGUUGGCGGGUUGGCGAGGUUUGCAAAAUACGACCCUUCAUUUUAAGGUGGGCAGAAUGCCCGAAUUAUCGGAUCGAUUGCGAGAUGCCCUAAUUUCAUGCGGUUCGAUGCGACAUAUUUCCAUGGCGGGUAUUACGAUGAAUGAAGAGACUAAGGGCAAUUUAAGGGGAUUAAUUGCAGAGAAAGGUUUACCAAUUUCGCUGUAGGAUUUCUCCUUUUGUUGGUGUUUACUUUGAUUGUGUAAUAAUGUUAAUUUGGGCCAAGUACUUAGGUAUUCUUCGUACGCAUUUAGUCUCGACAAGACCUGGUACACAAUAGAUUGAUAAACUGAUACAUUGAUAAGUUGAAAUUAUCGCCUAGCGGGUUACUUGAUAAACUGGAUUAAUGAUAUUUCUUUAAUUACAAGUAAGAAAGCCAAGUUUGGAAUAACGACUCCCACUACCAGCAGCGAGCUUAUCCCUGUUUGGCGUGAUGUUUGUGCGUCAGAAGAAUGAGCAAGAUGAACUACGAAAUCCUCUUUGUAAUAAUAAUGUGAACAACAAAUGGAUGAUUUCUAUUAAAUAGCAACACCCC